UUUUUAAUUGUUUUUUUUACAACCACAAAAAAAAUUGAUUCAAUUUCAAAGAGACUCAUCAUCCACAUGUGUAGUAUAUCUACUAGUUUUGUUUAACUCAUUCAUAUCGUUUCGUUUCGUUUCGGUUUUUUUUUUUGAUUGUCAAAUUUGUGGAGUAAACAAAAAGAAAAAAGAGUUGUAAAAAGGUUUUCUGACCUCAAAAAUUAAACAACUAUAUAAUAAAAUUCGAAAUUAAAAUUGGGUUGUAUCAAGAAAAGAAAAAACAUUCAUCAAAAAAUGUCAUCAUUACCACGAACAAAUCUAUUCCAUGAUGUUGGUAAUAAUAAUGAUAGUGAUGGAAAUCAUCAUCAUCAUCAUCAUCAUCAAUAUUCAGUGGAUAACCGAUCAUCAACAUCAAAUUCAACUAAUAAUCGUUUUGAUCAGGAUGGCCUUAUAUUACCGAAAAAACUUUCCAAUCCAUCAUUGGAAUCAAGAGAGAAAAAAGAGAUGCAUCGUGAAAUGUUAUGGAAAAUGAAACAUGGUCAAACAAAUGAUCCACGACGAGAGAAUGAAUAUCGUCGUGCAUUUCAACAAUAUCAACAACGGCAACGAAAUAAAGAAAAAGAAAUCGAAUCAACAUCAUAUGAAAAAAUGUUGGAAACACAAAAACAACGUCUAAAUUCGGUUACUAUAUCCGAUUUGAUUGAAACAAAUAUUGACAAUAAUUCAUCAUCAUCAUCGUCAUCAUCAUUGUCAAUGGAUAAUCAUUUCCAUCAUACACAAAUUAGCCAUAGAUCAUCAUUGCCAAAUAAUAAUGAUAAUAAAGAAUUUCAUCGAAUUCUAACAAAAUUACGAUCAACAUCAUCCAACAAUAAUGUUAAUAUCAAUAAUAAUAAUAAUUGUAAUAAUAAUAAUGAUAUUUCAAAUCCAAAUAAUUUGUAUUUCACUAAUGAUAAAAACAAUAAUAAUCAAAAUGAUAAAAAUCGUAACAAAAUAACCAAAUCAAUAUCGAAUACAUUGACCAACAACAACAACAAUAAUGAUAACAGUCCGAUUAAAUCGAUUGGAAAUACAACAAAACAAACAAAUUCAUUUGUUUAGGAUAAAAAAAUUUAUACAUUUUGAAAUGACAUCAACAUGACAUGAAAAUUUUGCAAUAUUUUCUUGAUUAACAAAUACCACAAACACACACACACCAAAUAAAAAUAAAAAUUUUCCAUGUGUAUGAUUUAAAAUUCAA
Dermatophagoides farinae (American house dust mite) is the source of this 1219-nucleotide messenger RNA. RefSeq lists its product as uncharacterized. NCBI's taxonomy places the organism in Eukaryota, Metazoa, Arthropoda, Arachnida, Sarcoptiformes, Pyroglyphidae. The record is from RefSeq and is a predicted model, not a curated record.